Messenger RNA from Parnassius mnemosyne (clouded apollo), 2553 nucleotides. NCBI's taxonomy places the organism in Eukaryota, Metazoa, Arthropoda, Insecta, Lepidoptera, Papilionidae. The record is from the annotation of a GenBank genome assembly.
AUGGCGGCAAAACUGGGUAUUGUGUUUUUCUUUUUUCUGGCCAUGGUGUCCAGCGCGCGCUCUUUCGGCCAUAACAUGGGUUAUUCAAAAAAGGAAUCGCAUUUAAAAUCUCGAAAAAGUCCUCGUACGCGCGGUGACAUUUUUGAAAAUUUAUUUGUUAUAUAUGAUCCGUCGUUUUUAUCACUUGUUUGGCCAAGAAUAAUGAACGGAGUGCACGUUAACAUAGAUUGGGGUUGCUGGGAUGAUUUGAGUGUAUUUUAUAAUGCAUUAUUUGAGGGUCGUGCUUGGGCGUAUAGUGCUGUAGAUGCUUCAGGCAGGUACCAGCCUGGUAUGUUUCAAGGAACUCGGCUUUGGCUAGGCUCCAAGGAGUUGUGUUUUCGACUGGACAAUGAAUUUGUAACAAGACGCAAAUUCUCCGACGGAAAUUCGCUAGUCCGGAGAGAAAAAGAUUUCAACGAGCACGAAGAAGACUGGUCGACUUUUACUGUAAAGGAGGCAUUGACACAGAGCACGGCUGUUCCUGACGAGACUCCGUUACAUCGCCUCGCAUACAUUUCUGCGCAAGUCUCGUUGAAUAUCACGAAAUUCAAAAUUCCGAAGUCAUAUGAAAUCACACUCGGAUUGUGUCUCCCUCGGUCGUGUUCACCUGAUGAUGUUGCGUCUCUCCUAAACUUCUCUAUAAUGCUUAACGACAAUCUUAAGACAAAUGGAACCACGCCCAGAGCAGUAAAAAUAAUUUCGUUGAGACAAAUCGAAGAAUAUUACGACAUAAGAUAUGACGCAGGAGCUGUCCUGCUAAUAUUUUUUACGUUAUUACUAAUAACAUUGGCUGUAAUAGCCACAAUAGUCGAUGUUGGUCUAGAUAAAUGUUUAAAAAAUCAUAGUGGACCAAUUUCACUGGAUCUACAUAAAUACAAUGCAGACAGUAGUAGUUCUGAUGAUCAAAGUAGAAAGUACAAUUGUGAAGUUGUUAAAGUGUUUGUUGAUUUGAAAAGAGAAAAAAUACUUGACAAAGAAACAUUAAAAAUAAACAAAGAUUUAUCAAAAAACUUGAAUUCUGAAACAAUAAAGAAAUUGGCAAAAGUAACAGAGAUUCCUCCAGCAAUUACGCUAGAUAUAAUGGCACCAGAGAGACAAAUUGCGAGCUGCAAAAGAUGCGGGAAGUAUAAAAAGCAACGCGGAAUUUCGAAACGGUUCGACAAUAUACCCGCAUGUCCCCGAACCAAAUAUAAUAACUGUGCAAGCUUAACAAAUACAGAAUACAGACAAAAACAUAAUAUCUUUCUGAAUUUGCUUUUAAGUUUCUCACUCAAACAUAAUUGGAAGAAAAUUUUCAAUACUACAAUGGCUAAUAAAGAUAUAGCCCUAGUACAUUUGUUACGAAUUGUUUCAACAUUUUGGGUGAUAUUUAUUCAUGUGACUACGAUUGUAGGUUAUCUUUCAGAAAAUUAUAAUGAUACAAACGGAUCGGAGGGAAAGUAUUACGUAUUAAGAACGGGCACUUUAGCAUUUGACGCUUUAUUUUUCGUAAGCGGUAUGUUUAGCGCACAUCAUUUCUUCUAUCUAUCAAAUCGGUACACGGUGCGUGAACUGGUAAGCUGUGGCGGCCAAAGUGGAAAAAUCCUUCAAUUCGUCUGUUUCGUCACCAAUAGGGCUAUCAGGUUGCUGCCACCAUACAUUUAUACGGUGUUCUUAACAGCCGUGUUUGCUAGGGUAUUGCGGGACACAGCGUCCGCCAUGUUACCCGAAGGAGACUAUUAUAAUUGCGACACUUAUUGGUGGAGAAAUAUAUUAUACAUUACCUUGUUUUACCCUGAAAACGAGCAGUGCAUGCAAGUAUCGUGGUACCUAUCAACGGAUACGCUACUACACGCGUGCGGUGCGUUGCUGUGCGUGCUGAUGACGUCACCGCGUCGCCGGAGUGCCCUGAUGUUGUUAACUGCGGCCAUACUGGCGGCCACUGCCUUUGAUGUCAUCAAGGCCUUCAGCGAUUACAACAAGCGAUUUCAUGGAAUAUUCGAAGGAUAUUUAUUAUUCAUCCAACGUCCAGUAGCACGAGUGGCUCCAUACUUCAUCGGUGUACUCUCAGGCUGGUUGGUGCACAAGCUUGACGGACGGACUCGAGUGCCGAGGCUGGUGUCGUGUUGCCUCUGGCUGCUCUCGGCUGCAGUGCUGGUUGCGUCAGUGUCGGUGUCCGCGCUCUACGGACACUGGAGCUGUUCCUGGCUGCACUUAGCCUGGCCCGCGGCUUUGCUUUGGCCAGCUUUAGUGUCCUCCACGGAUUAUGCUGGUCAGACACGUCGCAUACUGGAUAGCGGUGUAGUGGCGGCGUUAAGCCGGCUCACUUACUGCGCAAUGUUGCUACACGGGCCAGUCGCAAGGUGGCUACUGCUGACUGCUGGAAAUGCUUUCUGUGCAAACACGGUUUGCCUUUGGAUUUACUGCGCGGGCACUUCCCUGAUGACCGUAGUGGGCGCGCUACUGCUAUCGCUGCUGGUGGAGAUGCCGUGCUGCUGCCUGAUUAGAAGGAUCAGCGACUACGCGUACUCAUAA